Myripristis murdjan (pinecone soldierfish) is the source of this 1980-nucleotide messenger RNA. RefSeq names its product eukaryotic translation initiation factor 1A domain containing (gene eif1ad). Bases 212 to 751 code for a protein of 179 amino acids. The transcript has 5 exons. Gene Ontology annotation, biological process: translational initiation. Lineage: Eukaryota; Metazoa; Chordata; Actinopteri; Holocentriformes; Holocentridae. Gene Ontology annotation, cellular component: nucleus. Gene Ontology annotation, molecular function: RNA binding; translation initiation factor activity. The record is from RefSeq and is a predicted model, not a curated record.
GUGCUCGCCUUGUUUCUGUCUGGCACCGACGCCGUAGCAGCGUGCACGUGAAGUCCUCGCGUAUCCGUUUGGCUAUUAAAACGUGUUUUCCUCUCAGUUUAUUCAUAUCUCUCGUCAGAGUACCAAGAGGCGUCUUUUCUGCGCCGGAGAUAAAUCAUCAGCAGCUUCUGUCUGUCAAGCUGGCGAAGAAAACUGAAGCACAACGUCUACGAUGUCACAGGCCACCAAACGCAAGCAUGUUGUGAAGGAGGUUCUUGGAGACUUUGUCACGCCUGCAGAAAACCAGCAGAUUGUGAAGGUUAUUGGCAGCCGAGGCAACAACCUCCAUGAGACCGUCACCGCUCGGGGGGAGACCUUCCUGGUGAGCAUGCCCACCAAGUUCCGCAAGAACAUCUGGAUCAAGAGAGGAGACUAUGUGAUUGUGGAUCCUAUUGAGGAGGGAGAGAAGGUGAAGGCAGAGAUCAGCGCCAUUCUUUAUAAAGACCACAUUCAGCAUCUGCAAAAACUACAGCUGUGGCCAGAGGGUUUUCAGGAGGAGCCAUCAUCGCAGGAGAAGACAGACAGAGAGCAGGAAAAAGGAGAUGAGAGGGAGGAAAAAGAUGAAGAGGAAGGCAGUGGCUCUGAGGAUGAUGACAGCGACCUCUUUGUUAACACCAACCGUUCUAACUACCACUACAGUGAGAGUGAGGAAGAGGAGAGUGAGGACGAAGAUGAAGAGGAUGAAGGAGAACGGACAGAAAACAGCCCCUAGUGGGACCGUUCGGCACAGACAGUUGGUCGUGGAAAUCGUGGGACAGUUCGCUCCACUGUACAGCUGUUACUGCUGAUGGAUUUGGUGUUAAGACCCUCAGCUUCACUUUGAUGUAAUGGCUCUCUGUUGCAACUAUGUUAUGGAGGCCAACUGGGGACAAAAAAUUGCAUGAGUGAAUAGACCCAUUGCCCCUCUGAGUUGCAUCUGCUUUUUGGGAUGGGGUAGCGGUUUAAAAGGAGAAUCAGCAGAUUUCUAGCUCUUGACCUUUUGACUCCUGCACUUGAACAUAAGGAAUGGAACAUCAUAACAUAAAGGCAGUCGCAUUAUAAUUUCUAUAAUAUUGACACGAAUCGAGUGAUUUUCACCCCCCCCCCAUGUGUUACCACACAUCCCACACAAGGAGACUUGCAUCCGCUCAUAUCUCACUUCUUUUCUUUUUUUUUUUUUAAGAUUAUUUUUUUGGUAAUUUAUCCUUUAUUAGAUAGUCAGACCCAGGCCACUGUGUAUUAUGUGGUACACACUCUACACAGUGAGCCGCUGGGGUGGCCUCACAUCCAGUUUCUAAGGACAAAAUGAAUGUGAAGUCAGAAUUGUCCAAACCAGUUUUUAACUUUUUAAAUUACUUGUCCUCUGAAAAAUAUGGCCACUAACUACUUGAACCUUUCCCACCUCUCUGAGGCUACAGAAGCUGUUGAAGAACUGGCUGUAUUGAAGGAGUCCUUUAGAUAUUCAAGUUAAUCAUCCCAAUAGUCUUGAGGAUGUGGCAUGAGACGAGCCCAGGAAAAACCUUACCAUUGAGGCAGAAGGCACUGAGGAAAACUUUGAAGGUGUUUUAAUUCUAACAGUUGUGCUAUCACAUUGUGUCUCAUUGUUUUUCGCUCCACCUUGAACCUCAUCCUCAUAAAUGACAUUCCUGACUUAAUUAUAGAGUUUGGCUCAUGCUGUGCUGAAGUUGAUAGCAGUAGAUUACUCUUGAUCUAUGUGUACAACAGAUAUUCAGCUCUAAUGUCACUGAAAUAAAGAAUUUCUGUUGUCUCUUUCGGUAAAGGCUUGAAGACCCUCAUUUCUCUUUAUUUAAGAAUUCAGUUAUGUACAGGAGGAUAUGUCUUUUUAUAGAUUGUCUUUAAUCUGUUACUCAUUUUAAAGAAGUGAAUUGCCUUCCUUUGCUUCUAGAGCUGAGUUAUGAUUGGCUUGCAAAAUAAAUAUAAACAUCAUGGAUAUGGAAAUGA